CAGUUGAAGGUCCGCAGGAUGCUAAACAAGCCCCUGCCUCCCACCACACAGCCCAUGGCUGCCCAGGUCCUGGGCGAAUUCCUCGACACCAUCGACAGGGCCCUCUCCCACCUCCGCUACGCCGUCAGCUGCGACGCAGCACUGGCCGUGUGGGGGUUCUCGGAGCGCCUGCCCACACACGUGGGCAUCCUGUGCCCGGCCGACACCAGGAGCGUCAUCCACGGCUGGGCGAGGACGUCGGGGUGGCACCUGUUCGAGAGGCAACCGGACGUGAUGGGCGUGCCGACGCCGGGCGGCCAGGUCCGCAAGCUGCGGAUCCAGUACGUCGACGCCGACGUCUUUGACGCCCUCGGCCGCGUCGCUACUGCCGGCGAUGGCGAUGGCGACAGCACCGAGCAGCAGACGACGCUCGGCGACAUCACGCGGACCAUCUUCUGGCUGCUGCACCGCAUCGCCGACGACGGCUGCGGCGACGACGACGUGCACCCCAAGCCCGCCGCCCUGGCUGGGCUCGGCAGCAUAGAGCGGCUGGCGCCCGAGACGGCGCCCAACAUGGUUGCGGAGCGCUUCUGGAUCCCCUUCACGGCUGCGCACCCGGAGUCUCUGGCCCUGUUUGAACGCUGCAGCCAUGCGCCAUUGCCACCAUCUGAGAGCGGACCGGAAUGCCACGACUGGACCAGCAGCACGGUGCAUGAGGUGCAUUCCCGCCGUGGCUCAGACCUGUCGACCCGCCCGCACACGACCGACAGCAGCUGCCAGCGUAACAGCACUGCUGCCAGUACCAUCGACAGCACCCCGUCGCUCCGCCGCCAGGCUCUGUCUCUGAGGCUGUCGGCCGUCGGAUCGGCGGACCUUCGCUCCCUCUACAAGCAGCAGCAGCAGCAGCAAGAAGCAUCGUCCCAAGAUGGUGUUGCCACAAGACCCGCCAGGGACUAUCUCUGCGAGGUGCAAGAGCUGGACGGGGAGGAUAACAACGGCACGGGCACGACCGUGUACAAGAUCGGUGAGCCGCAGAUCCAGCCCACGAACUGGUUCCCCUGCCAGAUGUCCCACUACAACCAGUACAACCAGCCCUCUGACGAGUGAAUCUAACUUGGGAUAGUGGUGCACCUUGGACAUGAGCGCGGCGCCAAGAAGAGCCGCGACAGCAGCCUAUGGAGAGGCAGCGCCACGGCGUCGUUCAUUGUCUGGUUUUACCGGUGACUACAAUAGUCCUUGUCAAGGAAGGUAAGUCACAACCCCAUCCUCCCCAAGAUGUCUUGCGCUUUCCUUUGUUGGUAUCUAAGCUGUUGAAGUUUGCAGGGUUCUCGGCAG
Messenger RNA from Lasiosphaeria miniovina, 1314 nucleotides. RefSeq lists its product as uncharacterized. Lineage: Eukaryota; Fungi; Ascomycota; Sordariomycetes; Sordariales; Lasiosphaeriaceae. The transcript is spliced from 2 exons. The record is from RefSeq and is a predicted model, not a curated record. The coding region runs from base 19 to 1086 and encodes 355 amino acids.